CAGCGCUUCCUAUUGGCUGGUUGAGUCGCCCCGCCAGAGAAGACAAGAUACAGCGCCAUAAUUAAACAGCGUUCAACUUCUGUUUUCUUCGGGCUGUUUUCGGUUAAAUUAACGAAAACAAUAUCAAGAGAAUCGUGAGUAAACUUGUUUUACUGAGUUUGUGGCGUCGUUAUAUCGUUAAACGUCAUCACAGAGAUUGUAGUUAUCCGGUAUGUUAAGCUAACUGAGGCAGCUGAUGCGGUUCGAGCUGGAAGCUAACGUGGCUAACGUUAGCUGUUGGUGAGUCGCCGCGGUGUUUCCAGAGUUUUGCCUCCCGCUGACGGUGACUCUGUGUCGGCCACAGGACGGAUGAGCAUCCCGGUGAACUUCCAGGCUCUGCCGUCCGGAGUCUUUGAAUCCGUUUUCAAACAGGAGAACAUCAGAGGAAGAAGCUCCAUGAACUCUCUCACUGCGCUCAGUUUCCCCAAAUCCAGAUCAGCUCUGUGGGAUGGCAGCCCUGCAGGAGAGAAGCUCCGCCUCCAGCUCUGUGCUCGCAGGAAGCCUCGCUUGGUGCUGCUGGAGAAAGCUCUGCGUCUGGCUCAGCGCCAUGCCCGUCAAAGCAACAAGCCCCGCCUCCACUGCUUCUUCCUGGGAUCAGUGUCUGUCGAUGCAGAUGAGGAGGGAGUCACUGUGACUCUGGACCGCUUUGAUCCGGGUCGGGACCAGGCCGGAGCCUCAGGCAGGGUUCCCUCUGCUCUGCUGCCAGGAGACGCCGUGGUUCCCUGUUUGUUCUCGUCACAGGUCAAGACCACACCUGACACUGUCGUCCAAUCAGAGGCUGAGCUGCAUCAAUGCUUCAAGGUGUUGCAGCAGUGUGUGAGCAGUAGACUCUCUCUGGAUCUGAGUCAGCUGUUGAAGCUUCGUGGUCAUGUGACAUGCUCUCAGCAGUCUGAUGUCACAGCGUUCAGUCUCAGCUGGUGGUCAGUUUGUCCGUCCGUCAGCGUGGACGUGCAGCCGGUCAGAUCCGUUCCCAUCAUAGCCACCGCUCUGCUGCGGAGUCUGACCAGCAUCAACAGACCGCUGCCCAAUGCCGCCAACCGCCAGAGAGGGUUUCUGACCAUGGACCAGACCAGGAAGCUGCUCCUGCUGCUGGAGUCUGACCCUAAAGCCUCCACGCUGCCUCUGGUCGGACUGUGGCUGAGUGGAGUCACACACGUGUACAACCCUCAGGUGUGGGCGUGGUGUCUGAGGUUCCUGUUCAGCUCCGCCCUCCAGGACAGAGUUUACUCAGAGAGCGGCUGUUUCCUCCUCGUUCUGUUCGCCUCCACGCACACUGGAACACCUCCUCAGGUGUUCCAGUGUCGAGCACCAGGACCAGGACCACAGCUGGACUACCAGCUGCUCACUGCAUCCCAGUCUGUCACACUGUACCAGGCCGUGUGUGUGGAGGGUCGGACUCUGAGCUGUGAUCUGGAUCUCAGCAGACAGACUCAGGUGUUCAGAGACGCCCAGAGCUCCUUCAACAGCGUUGUCCCGCCUGCAGCUGGUCUGUCCAUCAGCGAUCAGGACUCUGGAGUGGAAGAUGAAGAUCUGUCUCCACGCCCGUCCCCGAACCCCCACCCCCCCGCCCAGCAGUCUCGCAGAGUUCAGCCGUCUGUUCCUGAACUUUCUCUGCUGAUUGACAGCAGCUUCUCCUCCAAUCACAACUGGCAGGACGCUGGCUCCGCCCACAGACCUCCUCCCCCCGCUGACAGGAAGUCUGCUCCUCCUACCAGAAACAUCAACUCAGCCCCCAAACCUGCUCCUCCUCCUCACCUCCACAGCACCCCCAACUCCAACCUGCAGCAGCCCUGCACCUGCUGCUCCUUACUUACUUACAACUGCACCUCCAUCUUCUCCUCCUCCACAGGACUCCACCCUGCACCUUCUGCUUUCCCUCAUCCUCACAACACCCCUCCUCCCUCAUCCCGUCAUCAAACUCUUUCUACUCUCUCCUGUCCUCACUCUGCUUCUGUAUCUCCUACACCUGCUUCUUUUCCACAUCACCACAACACUCCUCCUCCUCCAUCCUCCCAUCAUCAAACUCCUCCUCCUCCAUCCUCCCAUCAUCAAACUCCGCCUCCAUCCUCCCAUCAUCAAACUCCGCCUCCUCCAUCCUCCCAUCAUCAAACUCCGCCUCCUCCAUCCUCCCAUCAUCAAACUCCGCCUCCUCCAUCCUCCCAUCAUCAAACUCCUCCUCCUCCAUCCUCCCAUCAUCAAACUCCGCCUCCUCCAUCCUCCCAUCAUCAAACUCCUCCUCCUCCAUCCUCCCAUCAUCAAACUCCUCCUCCUCCAUCCUCCCAUCAUCAAACUCCGCCUCCUCCAUCCUCCCAUCAUCAAACUCCUCCUCUUCCUCCUUCUUGUCUCCUACCACCUCCUCCUCUAUCCUCCCAUCACUACAUUCCUCCUUUUCCUCCUCCUUCCAGUAACCAUCCAUCUCCUCCUCUGUCUUCCCAUUACCGUACUCCUCCUCCCUCCUCAAAACGCUCAGCACCUCCUCCCUCACAGAGUCCCUCCUCUCCUCCCUCUGGUCCUCCUCCUCCUCCCUGUCCCUGCAGCCUCCCCCCUGCAGACCCGGUGACUCCUGCCCCCUGGCUCCCCCGUCCGCCUUGUGUCAAUCAGUGCUGUGAUCAGGGGGGCGGAGUCACACCGGUCGACACCUAUCAGCUCCUCCUCCUUCAGGACAGACAGCUGCGCCUCCUGCAGGCUCAGGUGCAGAUGUUGUUGGAGGCGCAGGGGAAACCUCAGACCUCCAGCCGGCAGGCCGACACUCAGACGCCACGGAACACCGCCAGCGUCGCCGUGGGAACAGGGGCCAGCCUGUUCUGGGGGGAUCCUGGGCAGGAGGUCCAGGCUCCUCCCACCUACUACAACAGCCCCCCGUCCUCACCCAAACCCCCCACACACACUGACACAUCUGCUGAGGACGCUGACGUCCCGGAUCAGGAGGCUGCUGCAUACAGCUUCAGCGGGCUGCAGAGUCCCGUCCUGGGGGAGAGCGCCAGCAUGUUCACGCCUGCAGACGAGCAGCAGAGCUUCUACCACAACCUGCAGAAUCAGCUCAACAGCCGUCUGCAGGAGCCCGACGACUCCAGGAGAAGCAGCCCCCCUGCAGCUCCUGACCGCUCACACUCCUCCGCCUCCUCGUCGGCGUCCUCCUCGACGUCCCGGGGGAAGCAGCGGCGAGGAGGGGACCCCGUGGUCAGCGCCACUCUGAGACAGCUGCAGCAGCUCGGAGUGGAUCUGCACGAAGAAGAUCUGACGGAGUCUGAAAGAAGAAAGCGCCAAACUGUGGAGAGCAGCAGCACCUUGGCGUCCAUCAACCCGUUGGCGGUCCUGUCCAGACUGAGCGUGUCCGAGCCGUCAGCCAGCUCUCUGUUUCCUGGAGGCAGUGUGGAUAUGAGUCUGGAGGCCAACGCCAUUGCUCUGCGCUACCUCAGUGACUCUCAGCUCAGCAGGCUGUCUCUGGGAGGCCACGCCCCCCAACUAGCCCCCACCUCCUCCAAUGACUUGCUGAUGUCGCCUAGCAACAUGUCUAUGGCCACCAGGAAGUACAUGAAGAGGUACGGCUUGAUCGAAGAGGAAGACGAGGAGGAGCAGGAGGUCGAUGCUCGCCGCCCACUGACUGAAGCGCUGAACGUGAAGCUCCUCCCACAGAGUCAGCUGAUCAGAGACCUGAGGCCCAAAAUGCAGCUGUUAGCUAGCAGCUCCAAACCGCUAACCAGCGACAAGGAGAACUUUUCCAGCGGGCGGCCAUCUUUAGUGAGGGCGAGCAGCCGUCAGACAGAAGGAUCAGUGGGGAACAUCCUGGACCUGAGCCGUCUGAGACAGCUACCCAAACUCUUCUGACCCCAAAAACCAGAUUCUCAUGGGACCAGAACCUGCUCAGACUUUUAUAGAAACUUUAGUUUUUUAGAUAGUCUGGUGUAGUCCAGAACCUGCUGGGACCAGCAGGAGACCAGCAGGAGACCAGGGGUGUGACCGAUCCUGCAGACUGUCAGAUAUAAGCUGGACUCUGGUGUGAAUGAAUGGACUCAGUUUGGACUCUAUGAAAACCAGGACCUUUAUUCUGACAGCAGAGACCAGAACACCAGGAUCCCUGACAGCAGAGA
Labrus mixtus (cuckoo wrasse) is the source of this 4130-nucleotide messenger RNA. It is a transcript of the gene stil, whose product is annotated as STIL centriolar assembly protein. Gene Ontology annotation, cellular component: centriole; centrosome. Gene Ontology annotation, biological process: centrosome duplication; mitotic spindle organization; smoothened signaling pathway. The transcript is spliced from 16 exons. The record is from RefSeq and is a predicted model, not a curated record. Bases 349 to 3867 code for a protein of 1172 amino acids. Lineage: Eukaryota; Metazoa; Chordata; Actinopteri; Labriformes; Labridae.